UUUUUUCUGGUUACUGUUCUAAGUGAGCAUCUUGUGGAUGUGGUUGAAAGUACCAGGAUGAACUUUUUUUUUUUGAUAAGAGGAUGAACUUCUGGUUGUAUGUAUGCUUGGGUUCCUCGAAACAUUGUUGUUGUUAGUGCCACAGUGCAUAGAGUUCCUCAAAACGCCACCGCUGUCCGCUCGAAGGGAAAGCAAUGCAAAAUCGUUUGCUCUGUGACGAACAGUGAAAGGCAUUCUUCUCGAGACCGACCGCUGGACUCAACGCCGCCCUCAGCCUAGCUCCACAAUGAUUGGGAGCGCCAAGCCGCUCGCGGUCGCGGCGCCGUUGCAGCCGCCGUCCCCCGCCGGUCGCCGCCUCGCCCCAUUGUUCUGCGCCCCUGACUCCUCUCCAGCUCUCACCCGCGCCGUCGAGAGCCCAGGCCAAUCUCAGUCUGACGGCGCCCCACCACCACGCCCGGAUGAGGUCGCCUCGUCCCUCACGCGGCGAGCGAGCCCGCAGCUCAGUCGGUGGUCCCGCUUGCGAACGCUGCGGUCGAACCGCCGGCCUGGGCUGGACCGUGGGGUGCUCUCCUCGGCCUCGUCCUCGGCCUCGGCGCCGCCGGUGACCAAGACGUCGCGGCCCGAGGACGGUGCGGUGGCGGUGGAGGAUGGAGAGGACGACGACGUGCCUGGUGGGAAGUCCAUCUACAUAGUGUCGGAUGGGACCGGGUGGACCGCGGAGCACUCGGUGAACGCCGCGCUCGGACAGUUCGAGCACUGCUUCGUCGACCGCGGCUGUGCUGUCAACACCCACCUCUUCUCCAUGAUUAACGACAUGGAUCGAAUUCUUGAGGUAAUAAAGCAAGCAGCAAAGGAAGGGGCACUGGUUCUAUAUACCCUUGCUGAUCCUUCAAUGGCUGAGUCAGCUAAGAAGGCCUGCGAUUUCUGGGGUGUUCCAUCCACUGAUGUCCUCCGGCCUACUGUUGAAGCCAUUGCUUCUCAUAUGGGUGUUGCUCCAUCUGGAAUUCCACGAAGCUCUCCUAGUCGACCGUGUCAGCUAACAGAGGAUUACUUUCGACGGAUUGAUGCCAUCGAUUUUACCAUCAAACAAGAUGAUGGGGCACAGCCAGAGAACCUCAACCGUGCAGACAUUGUACUUGCCGGCGUUUCACGUACAGGGAAGACACCAUUGUCGAUAUAUCUAGCCCAAAAGGGAUACAAGGUAGCAAAUGUCCCAAUUGUGAUGGGAGUGAAUCUUCCAAAGACUCUUUUUGAGAUCAGCCAAGACAAGGUUUUUGGAUUGACAAUAAACCCAGUGGUUCUUCAAGCAAUUAGAAAGACUAGGGCCAAAGCUCUAGGUUUUGCUGAUGGGCAGAGCAAUUAUGCUGAAAUGGAUCAUGUGAGGCAGGAACUGCUCCAUGCAAAUCAAAUUUUUGCUCAAAAUCCAAUGUGGCCAGUCAUUGCGGUCACUGGGAAAGCUAUAGAGGAAACAGCUGCUGUCGUUGUGAGGAUUUACCUUGACAGGAAACAGAAGUACUCCAUGCCACGCAUAUCAAAACGGUACUAGCAUUGUGUUCUAUCCCUUCUAUUACACCUUGUAAUGUGUGCGUGUUGAUAAGCUCUGUGUCAAGCACCAUAGCCUUUAUGUUUUUUUUUGUUAGACCACCUUCUAGGUGGCGCAGCAGAAACAAAUGUAUAUUGUAUUUACGACCUUCUAUUGGCCUCAUUGUAUUUGGUCAUUAGAGAAUUUCUAUGUCAGGUAAAAUAGUAGGUGAAGCCUUUGUGCAAAUCACCAGAAAAUUAGAGUAAUUAUCUCCUGCAGGAAACUCAACCCCAUGAUCACAAACCUUCUAGUUGUCUGGCUGGCAGGGACAAAUCAUUACAUGUGGACAUGAACAUUCUAACUUUCCUCCUGAACAAGGAUUUUUCAAGGCGCUCA
Sorghum bicolor (sorghum) is the source of this 1918-nucleotide messenger RNA. RefSeq names its product pyruvate, phosphate dikinase regulatory protein, chloroplastic-like. Gene Ontology annotation, molecular function: phosphotransferase activity, phosphate group as acceptor; protein serine/threonine kinase activity; ATP binding. The transcript has 3 exons. The coding region runs from base 287 to 1546 and encodes 419 amino acids. The record is from RefSeq and is a predicted model, not a curated record. Gene Ontology annotation, cellular component: chloroplast. Lineage: Eukaryota; Viridiplantae; Streptophyta; Magnoliopsida; Poales; Poaceae.